Camelina sativa (false flax) is the source of this 1056-nucleotide messenger RNA. The record is from RefSeq and is a predicted model, not a curated record. NCBI's taxonomy places the organism in Eukaryota, Viridiplantae, Streptophyta, Magnoliopsida, Brassicales, Brassicaceae.
AGCAUGGAAAGCUAUGUGCGGUAGUGGUGGGAAUCCAAAAACACUCCUUAUUCCUUCAAAUAAAACAUUUUUACUACAACCUCUUCUGUUUCAAGGGCCUUGUAAAUCUCCUUCAGUACAAGUUAAGUUUGAUGGAAUGAUUGUUGCACCGAGAGAUAAGACAGCAUGGUCGGACUAUAAGUCGUCACAAUGGAUUAGUUUUAAGAAAAUAUUUGGUUUAACAGUCAAUGGUUCGGGGUCAAUUGAUGGACGUGGUUCGUCAUUUUGGAAGCAAUUGUAUUUUAAAAAGUGCAAUGAUCUCAAUAUAAUUGGAAUAACUUCAUUCAACAGUCCAAGAAACCAUAUAGCAAUUAUCAAAUGCAAAAGAGUUAAAAUAACGAAAAUAAAACUUGUAGCACCGAAAGACAGUCCUAACACUGAUGGAAUUGAUAUCUCUCAAUCAAGUGAUGUCGAUAUUUACGAUACAGUAAUUGGAACUGGAGAUGAUUGUGUAGCUAUAAACAACGGAAGUGUGAAUAUCAACAUUACAAGGAUGAAUUGUGGACCGGGCCAUGGAAUAAGUGUGGGAAGUCUAGGGAGAAAUGGAGAAGAAUCUAUGGUUGAGAAUAUCCAAGUGACUAAUAGCACGUUCGUUAGGACGGAAAAUGGAGCUAGAAUUAAGACAUGGCCGAAUGGAAAAGGGUACGCAAAAAAUAUACUUUUUAAGGGUCUCACAUUGAAAGAUACCAAAAAUCCGAUAAUAAUCGACCAAAACUAUGUCGAUAAUGGUCGCCUAGAUGUGGAGGAAUCAGCUGUGGCAAUUAGUAACGUAACAUUCACAGAUAUUCGUGGAACUUCACAAUUCGAUGAAAUUAUAAAGAUUGAUUGCAGUAAAGUCACAUAUUGCAAAGACAUUGUUCUUACUAAGAUCAAUAUUGCUACGGUCGAUGGAAAUAAACCAAUUGUUAAAUGCAAGAAUGUGUAUGGAAAGACUAUCAAUGGUGACGAGGUCAAUGGUUGUUUCGAAAGAUAGUAUCCAUUUUCAUAAAAAAUAUGUCAAAUAAAUUGUUAUAUUAU